Molecule: messenger RNA, 984 nt
Organism: Aspergillus thermomutatus
Lineage: Eukaryota; Fungi; Ascomycota; Eurotiomycetes; Eurotiales; Aspergillaceae
Product: putative short-chain dehydrogenase/reductase family protein
Exons: 3
Coding region: 1-984 (327 amino acids)
Source: RefSeq, a predicted model, not a curated record
AUGGCUUCCGCAGCUCAAACUCAACGCCGCAAUCUCCCUCUUCUGGCUACCACCGAGAUCUGCUCUGGUCGUACCUACAUCGUAACUGGUGCAAACACAGGCCUAGGGUUUGAGGCAGCCAAGCACUUGGUCAGUCUCGAAGCUGCAAAGGUCAUCCUUGCUGUACGCAACAUCGGCGCCGGUGAGAAGGCCAAGAAGGAAAUUGAGGAGUCAACAGGAAAAACUGGUAUUGCUGAGGUCUGGUUGCUGGAUCUGGCAAAUUAUGAAUCCGUCAAGGCAUUUGCACGCAAGGCGACUACUGAGCUCGAUAGGAUCGAUGCGGUGAUCGAAAACGCGGCCGUGGCGGUGCCAGAGCGCGUCCUUGCUGAAGGUCACGCUCUGUCUGUCACUGUUAAUGUGCUCAGCACGUUCCUUCUUGCUGUGCUUAUCUUGCCAAAGAUGAGGGAAACUGCGCAGCGAUAUGGAACCGUACCGCAUCUGACCCUCGUGACCAGCCGGGUUGGAUUCGAUGCCAAAGAUUUCUGGGAUAAGAUCAAGGAUGAUCCGGUGAAGAAGAUGGAUGGAGAGGACAUUCCACCGCUGCACACGUACCCGCUCUCCAAGGUUCUGACAACCAUGGCACUACGCUGUCUUGCCACUCUGAUUCCAGUGGAUCGAGGUGUAGUGAUGAAUCUGGUCUGUCCGGGACUCUGCAAGACCGAGCUCAGCCGCAACGCACCAGCACAAUUCCGGGAGGACCUCGCCAAGCGCCUCGCAGAAUACGGACGGACCGCUGAGGAUGGUAGCCGCACCCUUCUUCACGGAGCUGUGGCGGGUAAAGAAAGUCAUGGAUGCUUGCUUCAUUCCUGUGAGAUUGGAGAAAACGUGGUGCCAAGUUGGGUGACAGAUGAGGAAGGAAAGAAAUGGCAAAAGCACAGCUGGGAAAUUGUUGCUAAAGAGCUGGACUCCAUUGAGCCUGGAUGCGUGGGAAAGGUCUUGAAUUGA